UGGAAAAUUAUUUAUUGCUUUAUUUAUACCAAAUAAUUGUCGUGUAUUUAUUGGUAUUUUAGAUAGUAUUAGAGAAAAUCAUAUGCCAAAUUUAAAUAAAUUAUUAAAAAAUGAAUGUGAAAAAAGACUUCAAAAAGGUAUUGAUACAAAUUUAUUACCAAUAAAUGAACAUCAAUUUGAAGUUAAAGUUGAUAUGGAUAUAGAAAAUAUUUGGAAAAGAUUUAAUAAAAUUAUUUCAAAUCGUAAGUAA
Rotaria sp. Silwood2 is the source of this 250-nucleotide messenger RNA. NCBI's taxonomy places the organism in Eukaryota, Metazoa, Rotifera, Eurotatoria, Philodinida, Philodinidae. The record is from the annotation of a GenBank genome assembly.